GGGUUUUUUUUUUUGUCUUAAUGGCCAAAGUUAACAACCGAGACAAAUGGAGAGCAAAGCACCAAUGCUGAGGUACAUUUUGACAUUUCUAAUUAAUGUCCUGUGCCACUAAAAACAUAAAGCUCUCUCUAGAAUUAAUGUGAGCAAUAAACCUACUGUUUACUCUGGAUUUGAAAAUGAGUAUUGAUUAUUGUUUUGUUUUUUAUUACUUGGGAAGAUAUGGGCAGGGCCUAAAUAUUAGAGUCCUCAAAUUAUCAUUCCCUGUGUUUUCUGUUAUGCCUCUUUAAUCUUCUUCUGUGUCUGUUAUUUUUCUCCCUUUCCAGGUAGACUGAUAAAUCUCUUGAAUUUCAUCACAAAAACACAUUUCAAAAACCUACUGUUCUGGUAACCUAGAUGGGGUCAGCAUUUUAAUUAUCUUUUAAUAAGAAUGGUUUAAUAAGCAGUUUUAAUAACCAUGCCUUUCUCAGUUGGAUUCAUACUAGUAGAUUUUAGUAUUUGGUGUCUAAAUUCUUAGUAAAGCUUUUGCAAAGCAUGAAGUGCUCUGUGCUUUGUGUACUGGAGCCUCACUGGCUUGCAGGGAAAUACACGAACUUGUCAAAAAUGUGCGUACUUGUAGAAUCAAAGCCUUAAUUUGUAAAAUGAUACUUAAUAAGAAAAAUGGGCACAAGGUAGUAAUUUUUCUUGUUGAAAACAAUGGUUAUUGCUCAGGUAAAUGUUAGCAGCCUUGACUGAUUGCUGACAAGAAGUACAGAAGUGAUUAACAUGACAGUGUGCAAAUCAUGUCAUAAAUUUUUUUGUCCCUUGCAGCCACAGCGGGUAUAUAAACUGGUCUUUCAGGUUUAGUGUAGUUCUUUUGGAAGAAAAAAAAACGUGUUACAAAAAACUUAGGAGAGAAAAUUAAAAUUCUUCCAUACUUGAGUCUUCUUUAUGAAGUCUCUAUUCAAUGCUGCUUCAGUCUGAUACCUAUUUCUUUUCUGUUAUUAAAGUGAAGCUUUGAUGCAUGCAUAGGUAUCUCCCCCCAUCAUUUUUCUCCCCCACUACUAAGUCCUAUUAUGUUAUGCUUUAAUGUGAACAGAUGAGCUCUUCUUUAGGCUUCUUCUAAGAAAAUGAGUUUUGUAACUUAUGCUGCAUUUAUCUUUGACUAUAUAUAACUUUAAAAAAUUGGCUGGUUUUAAGGAAGUGUGUGUUCAAGAAGUAGCAAAGGAUAUUAGAAAUAUUCAUAGUGACUUUCAAUCUUUUAAGGUAAUAAACACAGAUCUGCUUUCAAGUUUAAGGGGAAAUUUGGUAUUUAUUCUAAGACUAUACAAAGCAGUUGCAUCCAAACAUGAAUGCAAGCGCAAAAUAAAUUAAUUUCUGUCUCUAACACAAUAUAGUCAAACUGCAGAUAUUCAUGUUAGGCAGGAUGGGUCUUUACUUGCUCGCUGAAUCCCGUCUUUAUUUGUUAUACCUAUUGUGUAUAAACUUUACUGUCUUUACUUGAUAUAAAUGAUGUCCCUCAUGCUAACUGGAGGGAUUUGGGAGAGGAAGCAGCUAUGUUGCUAGCGUGUCCUCAGCUUUUCUAGGUGAUAGACAUGCUGCCCUGCUCCUUCUCUGAUUUUGAUUUGACACUUUGAAGGACGUGGGGAGGUGAUAGCAGAGGGAGCCAGGGAUGUUUCUUCCUUUGCAUGCCUUUACAUAAGGUGUCACUGUUUUCUUUGUGCUUUCUUUGGUAAUCUGUCAAGGUGCCCUCUGGAGUCCUUCUUGGAAAGGCUUUGCUGGAACUGGACAACACAAGUAGGGCAAUUGUGGGACAGCUGUGUUGUAAGGAAAAAGCAAAUAGAGUAGGAUUGUUAAGCCUGGAAAAGACCACCAAGGAGAAUUAUGACAGAUAUGCAAAACUAUGUGUGAUGUGGACAAGUUGAGCAAAAAAAAGAAUUAUGCAUGCAGAGGGAAGUUUCUGUGGAGAGCUCCACUGAGCUGACCUCAUUGCCUCGUGUUGCUGUCUCUGCCUUCCUGCAGUAAAGGUGCUUCAGGACUGGUAAAAGCCUUGGCAGGGCUUGGGCUGGGGGUGAGUUUUUCCCCAAGAUGUGGGACAGUGAAGCAUAUCUGAGGACAGCAGAGCACAUGUUGGAGGAGGGGACAAAUGGAAAACAUCUGGAGGUGACUCUCACUGGAAGGAUAUGUGUCACAAAGAUGUCUACACGGAACUGCCAGGGAAUGGAUUCAGUGAUCAAACCUCUGGAUACAAUUCCUGAGGAUAAAAAAGUUCGGGUUCAGAGGACACAGAGUAGUUUCGAUCCGUUUGAGAAGCCAGCUAAUCAAGUGAAGAGGGUUCAUUCAGAGAACAACGCUUGCAUUAACUUCAAAACUUCAUCUGCAGGGAAGGAAUCACCCAAAGUCAGGCGGCACUCCAGCCCCAGCUCUCCUACAAGCCCUAAGUUUGGAAAAGCAGACUCAUAUGAAAAACUGGAAAAACUAGGGGAAGGGUCCUAUGCUACAGUUUACAAAGGAAAAAGCAAGGUAAACGGAAAGCUGGUGGCAUUGAAGGUGAUUAGAUUACAAGAAGAGGAAGGAACCCCAUUUACUGCUAUCAGGGAAGCUUCUCUUUUGAAAGGAUUGAAACAUGCAAACAUUGUGCUGCUUCAUGACAUCAUUCACACCAAGGAGACCUUGACACUUGUGUUUGAAUAUGUGCACACUGAUUUAUGUCAGUACAUGGACAAACACCCUGGAGGGCUUCAUCCAGAGAAUGUGAAGUUAUUUUUAUUUCAGUUGCUGCGAGGACUGUCUUACAUCCACCAGCGUUACAUUUUGCACAGGGACCUGAAACCACAGAACCUUCUGAUCAGUGACACGGGGGAGUUAAAGCUGGCAGACUUUGGUCUUGCAAGAGCUAAAUCAGUUCCUAGUCAUACAUAUUCCAAUGAAGUGGUAACCCUAUGGUACAGACCUCCAGAUGUCCUUCUGGGAUCAACAGAAUAUUCCACCUGCCUUGACAUGUGGGGAGUGGGUUGUAUCUUUGUAGAAAUGAUUCAAGGGGUCGCUGCUUUUCCAGGAAUGAAAGACAUUCAAGAUCAACUUGAAAGGAUAUUUCUGGUACUUGGAACACCAAAUGAAGAUACGUGGCCUGGAGUCCACUCUUUACCCCAUUUCAAACCAGAACGGUUUACACAGUACGGCCCUAAAAACCUUAGACAAGCAUGGAAUAAGCUGAGCUGUGUGAACCAUGCAGAAGAUCUAGCCUCCAAACUACUCCAGUGUUUCCCAAAGAACAGAUUGUCAGCACAGGCAGCUCUGAGCCAUGAGUACUUCAGUGAUCUGCCCCCACGGCUAUGGGAGUUAACCGAUAUGUCUUCUAUUUUUACUGUCCCGAAUGUAAGAUUACAGCCAGAGACUGGAGAAAGCAUGAGAGCCUUUGGAAAAAACAAUAGUUAUGGCAAAGGUGUAUCAAACAGCAAACAUUGAAGAAUACCUAUGUUCACAACUGAUAAUGCAGGAUUAAAUUUACCAGGUUGGAGGAGGGAAACAAAAACCUAAUGAGGAGGCCGACACCAGGAAGGAACCACGGCCUGUUUCCUUUCUGUCUCUAUGGUGGAUUUCAUUCAAAAGAAAAUUGAAGCUGGCAAGACCCUGUUUUUCCCUGCAAUUUAUUUAAAACCUUGCACGCAUUUGGAUACCUUGUGAUUUCAGAGAACUAUGUGAAGAUUAAGCUUUUGCUGAUUGAUACAUGGCAUGUACUCUUUCAGUCUUUUGUGUUUGAUUUUGUUUGAUUUUCCACUGCAGCGCUGCAUCUUUGUAAGGAUUUUUAUGCUUUCACCAGCAACGUCUUAAAUACUUUCAGACAACACAUUUGGUGUUCACACCUCUUCAGUAACAACUGUACAAAAAGAGCCAGCAGUGGCAUAAAGGACUGUGUGUUUUCUUUGAGGGUUGUGUAUAGUUUACAACCAAUGGGAAGACUAUUUCUUCCCAGGGCAAGCCCAACUUGUCUGAUCAGCUGACAAUUACAGCACCUUGCCACUCUUCCUCAAGUGUUGUUGGGUUAUUUCUUUUCUCAUUAUCCCCUCAGACCAUUCAUAUCCAUUUAAAAACAUGGCAAUAAUUGCAUGUUUACUUCAGUACUCUAAAUUUGGUUACUCUGCUUAGGCUAUGUAGCAUGCCAGUUUUCAAAAUAGGCCUGUGAGAACGACAAAGCAAAAAUGAGGAGAUAUAUGCAGCUGAUAGAUGCACAGUGAAUUCCUUAUGGUUUUAUUCCCUUCAAGAAUAUAUCUUUCUUUUAUGGGUCUUGGCUAACAUCUCUAUGUUUUUCCUCACACUAGUUACUUAUAUUUUCUUGAAAACAGAGAUGAUGAAACUGUUCUGUUUAAUUCAGGGCUGAUACUGAGGUACAGAAAAACGUCCUUUGAAUGAGCCAUUAAAUCUAGCUGUGUUACUUUGCCACGUACAAAGCAAGGUGGAGAAUUCUCCUCAUCCCAGACUGUUUGCUGUUCCACACCAAAGCACCUUUUGAGUUAUUUUCCAUAGGUAUUCUGAGCUGAUUGGAAGGCACUACAUGAUCCUUAGUCUUUAGAUAGCUUUUCUGAAUGAAUCAUUCAAAUGCAAACUUUGCAAGAAACUAAGUUGUGUAUGUGGUUUUAGAAAAGGAAGCCCCUGCUACAUUUUGGCUGGGGAGAGCAUUGUGUUCAGGGGUGUGAAAAAACUGCCCUGUUUACAACUUUGCAUUCAGAGAGGGCAGGGUAUUGUGCAAAAAUCACUGUUGAGUUACAGUCCUGCUCCUGCACUUGCUAGGCAAUAUUAUUCUACACAUAAUUUUGACAUCCUUUGCUUGUUGGAUGCAUUGAAUUACAUUUUAAAGAAGUGUGGUAAUGCUUUGGUUAGCUUUCAGUGUUUGAAAGGAGGGGGAAAGGAUUUGUGCUACUGCCAUCUUAUUAAACUCCAGCAGUGUUUAAUAAGAAAGACACCCAAUAAGGCAAAUCCUUGAAUGCACAAGUAGCUACAAAAGGUCUCUUAAUGAACUAGGACAGGAGUCUACACUUUCAAAGAACUGAACCGUGGAAA
Messenger RNA from Sturnus vulgaris (Common starling), 5037 nucleotides. NCBI's taxonomy places the organism in Eukaryota, Metazoa, Chordata, Aves, Passeriformes, Sturnidae. The record is from RefSeq and is a predicted model, not a curated record.